UACAAGAGGCCAAGAGAGAGUAUGGAUAAGAAAUUGGACCUAUCCAGACUCUCAGAUGAGGAGGCCAAGCACGUGUGGGAGGUGAUCCAGAGGGACCUCGAACUUAGGAAGAAAGAAGAAACGAGACUCGGGGAGUUAAAGACUAAACUUGAGAAGGAGGGCACAAAGCGAGAGCUCCUGUGCACCCAGUCCAACUUCACUGCUUCACAUUGCAUACGCUGCCUGCAGCCCUUCAAGUUCCUAUUAAACAGGAAGCGCCAGUGUCUGGAUUGCCACCUCAACAUCUGCAAGACUUGUAGCCGCUACAGUACAAAAGAGCAUGGCUGGGUGUGUGAUCCAUGCCGAAUGUCCAGGGUCUUGAAAAUUGGAGCCCUGGGCUGGUAUCAUGACAAUGUACGCUCUCGCUUCAAGCGCUUCGGCAGCGCCAAGGUGAUGAGGUCGCUCCACAAGAGAUUACACGAAGAGGGUCGCCGUGACGAUGAUGUGCAAUCCGUGCCUGACGUCCACAAUGUGUACAAUGGCCAUAAUGAUGAGAAUAUGGAUGCAAUAGAAGCUCAGCGCUAUAAGCAGAUGCGAAAGAAAAAACGUUUACUCUCUGUCCACCCUAUGGACCUGGAAAUAGAUGAGCACGGCAGCCACUCCCGGCGACAUUCUGCACAGUAUGUCCAAGAUGAACAUGGAAUGCUGCGAAAUGAUUUGGAGUUCAGCACUGACAUGUACCAUCCCCAUCAUCACCUCAUGAAUCGGAGGAAGAGUCUGGAUCGUUUCUCACGUCCAGAUGAUGGCUUGUACUCUGAGCACAGGAUCGUACGUGCUCGCUCUCUAUCAAAGAUCUCUGCCUUACCACAACGCUCCUACUAUCUGGACACCUCAGAGGAGGAGGAUGUUCAUCGAUUUCCUGUCUAUCAACUCCCAACACGCCGUCGCAGCCGGGCCUCCUCCCAGGAAAACAUCACUCACAGCGCUCCUCCAAUUAAUGAACUGAAUAAGAGAAUGUAUGCCAUUGAGAGUCUCUUAAGUCGACUUGAGGAGAAGAUGACUGGAUCUAAUGAUCAGCAGGCACAAGCAACAGCAAAUCAGCUGGAGGAGGAGAAGCUAAAAAAGAAGCUAGAAGAGCUGAUGAGUGACAGAGCAAUGUCUUCAGAUGAGGAUGAGGCCAAGAAAGCCACUCAGUCUAAGGGGUCAGAUGUAAAAGGUUCUCAACACACUGAACAAGUAUCAUCAGUACAGGAAGCAGUCUAUAGCUCCUCUAGUGAUGAGAUGCCUACUGAAACCCAAAAGAGAUCCACUGCAGCGGCUCUAUGCGACAUCACAACCGAGGUUCUAAGAAUCAUUAAUGCCACAGAAAAUGCUAUGAGUGAGUUGGCCCCCUCAAACCCUAACGAGAGACCUCAGUUAGCAGACACAGAUGUAAAGCAAGCUGAUGCUGCUUACAGGGAGCUUGAGGAAAAUGUUUAUCUGACGGCAGGGAAGUCAUUUGACAUGGAGAAGAAGUUAAGGCAAAUCGAACAGCGUGCUAAGAAUAAUUAUACCGGCUUUCUUACCGACUCUGAGCUCUCUGAACUUGAAGAUCAGCUUGCAGCAACUGCUGCCAAAGUGCACAACACAGAGAGUGAGGUGUCAGACAUUGAGAAUAAAAUCGCUGUUCUUAGUGCAUCCGGACCAUCAAUAGAUAAAGCCAAGAAAAAGGCAUCAAGUCUACAAAAAACAAGAAAGUUCCAAGACAUGCCCAUAAAUAAAGUACAUUUUUAAACAUGAAGGAAGCACUUCUUAAAAAAUAAUUUUUUUCACACAACUGCUUUCCUUUAUCCUGCAAUGUAUAAAAAUGCAUGUGCUUCUACAGGUAUAAUCAUUA
This is a messenger RNA of Clarias gariepinus (North African catfish), 1855 nucleotides long. It is a transcript of the gene mlpha, whose product is annotated as melanophilin a. The record is from RefSeq and is a predicted model, not a curated record. Gene Ontology annotation, biological process: intracellular protein transport. Gene Ontology annotation, cellular component: cortical actin cytoskeleton. Bases 22 to 1752 code for a protein of 576 amino acids. Gene Ontology annotation, molecular function: small GTPase binding; myosin binding; actin binding. Lineage: Eukaryota; Metazoa; Chordata; Actinopteri; Siluriformes; Clariidae. The transcript is spliced from 15 exons.